Molecule: messenger RNA, 1644 nt
Organism: Dothidotthia symphoricarpi CBS 119687
Lineage: Eukaryota; Fungi; Ascomycota; Dothideomycetes; Pleosporales; Dothidotthiaceae
Product: polysaccharide lyase family 4 protein
Exons: 3
Coding region: 1-1644 (547 amino acids)
Biological process (GO): pectin catabolic process
Molecular function (GO): carbohydrate binding; carbon-oxygen lyase activity, acting on polysaccharides
Source: RefSeq, a predicted model, not a curated record
AUGAAGCUCCUUGUAGCUCUCUCCACACUCCUUAUCUUGCCCGUGACUGUCUCUGCAGGUUGGGGAUGGACCGAUGACGGCAAAGACUAUGUCAUCGAUACGAACGCGAACCUCAUCGUUAAGGUCAGCAAAACUAACGGCGACAUGACAUCGAUUCAGUAUCGCGGCGUCGAGUACAACGGCCAGUCCGGCAGGAACUCGCACAUUGAGUCUGGCCUUGGUGCUUCUACCGUCACUAUCAAACAGUACACCAGCCCAGCGAACAUCAUCAAAGUCAACGUCAAGUUCGGCACGUUGAAACAUGAUCUAGUCUUCCGCUACUCCAAUCCCAAUGUUUACAUCUUCAUGAACAAGGUGGACACUAGCGUCACUGUCUCGCGGUACAUCCUUCGCAUUCCGGCCGGCGUAUUCGGUAACAACGAGAACACGGAUACAGACUGGAUUCCCAAUAAUGCACCAGCGAUUGAAGCAGGCGACAUCAAUGCCGUCAACAAGAAGAGCUGGUCUAAACACUACUCCGGACUCAAGUAUGGUAGGAUCAUGGAUCAUGACUACGUCGGACUUACGAACAAGAAUGUCGGGAUGUACAUGAUUAGGUCUAACCACGAGAAGGCCUCUGGUGGACCGUUUUUCAGGAGCUUGGUCAGACGUGGUGGAUCGGGCGGUGUUGAUCUCUACGACAUCUAUCAUUACAACAUGGGCCAUACUGACGUUAUGCGCUUCGGUCUCCAAGGUCCCAGCGUUUUGCAUUUCACUGACGGUGGUGCCGCGCCGAAUGCAAACUUGUUCGCCCGCAGAGCGGACUGGAGCUGGAUGGACACUUUGGGUAUCGAAGGCUGGGUUCCCACUAGCAAACGUGGCGCCGUUGUUGGUGUCGGUAUUAACAACAUGAAAGACGGUUACCAAUACGUUGUGGGGCUGAAGAAUGCUCAAGGUCAGUAUUGGGCCACAGCAACUGGGGCUUGGAGGAUCGAAAACGUGCUACCUGGAACGUAUACUUUGAAUGUGUACAAGGGUGAACUUGAAGUUCAUACUAGCACCGUGACCAUCACUGCUGGCGGCACUGUUACAAAGAAUACCAUCACCUGCGCUGAUCCCGCUGACACUACCGCUAUUUGGCGCAUUGGUGAAUGGGACGGCACACCCAAAGGCUUCUUGAAUUUCCAAGACUCACCCAUGAAGCCAACAUACAUGCACCCCUCUGAUUCGCGUCUCGCUAGCUGGGACGCCGGCAACUACAUCGUUGGCACGUCCAAUGCGGGCAACUUUCCCGGUUACAUCUGGAAGGAAAUCAACGACGAGCAUCUUGUGUACUUCCGCUUGACCGACGCACAGCUUGCUCAGUCCCUCAAGGUCCGAGUCGGUGUGACUGAGGGUCUUGCAGGAGGCCGGCCCAAUAUUGCCGUGAACACUUGGACAGCAACGCUGCAGUCGGACAAGGGACAGGGUGAUACUCGCUCUUUGACAGUUGGGACGUACCGUGGAAAUAACCACAUCUACGAGUUCACCGUGCCGGCUAGUGCUUGGAUCAAGAGUUCCAGAGAGUACCAGAUCUUGAAGAUCAGCAUAGUUUCUGGCAAAACAGGAGCAGGAUUUUUGAGCCCCGGUAUCAGUGUCGAUGCUAUUGACAUGAUCAUUGCUUAG